Messenger RNA from Solenopsis invicta (red fire ant), 1651 nucleotides. RefSeq names its product alpha-tocopherol transfer protein-like. The transcript is spliced from 4 exons. Gene Ontology annotation, cellular component: membrane. The coding region runs from base 172 to 1077 and encodes 301 amino acids. The record is from RefSeq and is a predicted model, not a curated record. Gene Ontology annotation, molecular function: phosphatidylinositol bisphosphate binding. Lineage: Eukaryota; Metazoa; Arthropoda; Insecta; Hymenoptera; Formicidae.
CAUGCAAUCCGUUUGCUAUUUCGCCAUUGGUGCAGUUUAAAAGGUCUAGUCUACUGAAUCAAAACGCAUAUUCCAAUCAGUAUUUUCUCAGACGUCGAAUCAAACUGAACUCUUCACACCGAUAGCUUAUAUAAAUAUAUAUCUCAGAAAAAUAUAAUUUUAAAGUGAACGAUGGCUACAAUAGACCUAGUACCGUUCGAGGAGGAGCUGAAGAAGAAUCCCGAAUUGAAAGAGUCAGAUAUACAAAUGUUGAGAGAAUGGUGCGAAAAGCAACCUCAUCUGCCCAAACUAUCAGAUAGCGAAUUAGCAUUGUUCUUGCAUAGCAAUUAUUAUCGUCUCGAACCGACGAAAACUUCUAUCGAUACUUUCUUCACGGUCAGAAGUCACGUACCCGAGUUCUUCUGCAAUCGAGAUCCUAUUAACAACAAGGAUCUUAAAAAAUCAAUUGAAACAGUGACAGAUCAAAUUCUGGAUGGAACUACUAAAGAAGGCUACAAAAUCAUUUACGGAAGACUCCUGGAUAGCGAUCCAUCACAUUUCGUUUACAAUGACGCUAUGAAAUUGCUAAAUAUGGUAAUCGAUCUGUGGCUCUAUACGGAAGGCACUACCUCUGGCCACAUAAUAUUAUUCGACAUGAAGAACGUUUCUUUUGGCCACGUCGGUCGUUUGAGCCCUAUGGGCCUAAAGAAAUUCCUUUACUAUUUGCAAGAGGGAUUACCUGUUAGAUUGAAGGGCUUCCAUUUCAUGAAUGCUUCUCCAGUAUUAGAUGUUAUCUUGAAUAUGAUGAGACCUUUCAUGAAAAAGCAGCUAUUGGAUAUGCUUCAUAUGCACAGCACGACUGACACUCUAGAAAAAUUCAUACCGCUCGAAGUUCUUCCGAAUGAGGCAGGUGGUCAAGCUGGUCCUAUACAGGAUUUACAUAACAAACAAGUGAAAAAACUGGAAGCUCACAUUCCUUGGUUUCAAGAAGAAGAAGCUACUAAACGUGUCAAUGAAUCACUACGACCGGGCAAGGCAAAGACAGCAACAGAUUUGUUUGGCGUUGAAGGAAGCUUCAAGAAGCUCGAGAUUGAUUGAUCGAAUAAUCAGAUCUGGUACUUAACAUCGAUGGUACAUUACUUUUUAAGAAUACGAUAACAGUACAGUUUUCGAAAAUAUUAUACUAUUUUACAUUUAUUAACAUAAUAUUGAGUCAAAUUUAAAUUAAUAACAUAAAAAAUAUAGUAUUGUAAUAAUAUUGUAUUAUAGUAAUAACUAUACUACAGUUGUUGAUUAGAUUAGUCAUUAGAUUAAGUCUGUAAUAAAUAGAUUUAUCAUAAUUAUAUGUACUUCACAUUUACUUAAUUAAAUAAUUAAAUUUCUUAUUUGCGUUUUUUCGAUUGUCGCGCGUUCAGAUACGUGUGUCUGAAUAUUUUUCCGUGCAACAAUCGAAUUUAGUUAUUAAUCCCAAUAUUUAAUAACAGAUUUGAGAACAAAAUUAUUUAAUUUCUAAAUUUAUGUUAAUUUCUAAAAAGAUUAAUGUCGAAUUCAAGUUAAGAAAGUGUUAUUCUCAUUUAGAAUAAUUCUGAACGUCCUAGUUUUAAUAAAAUGUAAAACAAACGUUGCCAUCUUUAUCUUACCCAACAAAUAAAUGAGAUAAUUAUAAAUUUAA